Messenger RNA from Suillus bovinus, 990 nucleotides. RefSeq lists its product as uncharacterized. Lineage: Eukaryota; Fungi; Basidiomycota; Agaricomycetes; Boletales; Suillaceae. The transcript is spliced from 7 exons. The coding region runs from base 1 to 990 and encodes 329 amino acids. The record is from RefSeq and is a predicted model, not a curated record.
AUGUAUCCCAAUGCAAAUCUUCCAUGCACUCAGUUGCUCAAGGAGCUCAAAGAAGUUGUUGUGCAUGCUAGCGCUGAGACCAUUACGACAGACGUGUCGCUCUCGCCCUUCGACGGUGAUGAGUUAUCCAAAAUUCUGGACUUGAUCGACAAGCUUGGAGGCAAGCGAAAGGUUUCUCCGGUGGCAUUGCUGAUUUCCCAAUCUAGAGAAUGGGGUGACUGUCUAGCAGCCAGGUUGAUGCGGUAUUUCGUCCGAGCUAAAUUCUUCAACUUCUGCGGGCUCCCUGCUGCCCGUCUGGAUGCGGACCAGACGGUUUACAUAAAGAGGAAGAGGAACAAGCUAAUCUUAGUUCUCUCGUGGGCCUUCAACGUUGCAUUGUUCAGGGCUCCGCAGUCACACAUGGAAGAACUCCGACGAGUAUGGGUCGACCGAACUAUCAAUUCUCCGCGCUGGAAGAACUUUAACAGCAAGCUGAGCGCUGAAUGGGCAAGCAUUACAAUAUAUUCAACUGUGAUGAUAGCCGUGGACGUCAGCUUUCUGGCCGUGCCAUCUGUCAGCAUCCAGAAUCCAGGUUCGGUCACAAUUAUUAGCACAUAUCUUUCUAUUUUUUGCAUUGUUGGAUCAUUGGUUGUGUCUCUGUUUCUCACCCGACAGAGUCGGUUAUAUGGGCAGGAAUCUGCUGCCACAGCGGUCGACAUCCUCAUUAAGAUGACAGGGUCCGCAUUUGGCACCAAAGCUGUAGCGACUGUGCAUGGUCUUCCGUAUGCUAUGCUGUUAUGGGGCAUGCUGUAUUUUAUGCUUGCGUUCUCUUAUCAGGUCUUUACGUCUACGCCCACCUUGACGCUCGCGAUCACUGGGAGCGCAUGCGGCAUUGUGGCGCUGUUCACGCUGUGGCUCAUAUACGCAGCGAGAGAUUUCCAUGUUUCGACACGAAUUCUUGCGUGGCUCCGGGCUUCCAUUUGCAAGGCAGGAGACUCGGGUACAGCCUGA